Messenger RNA from Lytechinus variegatus (green sea urchin), 1099 nucleotides. RefSeq names its product eukaryotic translation initiation factor 4E type 2-like. The transcript has 7 exons. Gene Ontology annotation, cellular component: eukaryotic translation initiation factor 4F complex; cytoplasm. Bases 123 to 815 code for a protein of 230 amino acids. The record is from RefSeq and is a predicted model, not a curated record. Gene Ontology annotation, biological process: translational initiation. Lineage: Eukaryota; Metazoa; Echinodermata; Echinoidea; Temnopleuroida; Toxopneustidae. Gene Ontology annotation, molecular function: translation initiation factor activity; RNA 7-methylguanosine cap binding.
AAAUAUAUCGAUAUAACGAUAUCGUGAACGUGCGUGGAUCAUUCCGGAAUUAGGAAUUCAUAAGAUUACUAGAUUUCAUCCGUGAAUUAUCUGCAUUUAGACCUCAACAAGGGGAACUAGAGAUGAAUAACCAAUUUGACAUGUUGAAAGAUGACGACAGUGGUGAAGACCGUGAAGAGGUGAAUGUGGAGCAGACAGUAAGCAAAGAUGCCAUCGAUGAUCCACACCAAAUAGUAUGGCCCAAAGUGAAAUGCAAACAGGGUGAACAUCAGCUACAGUAUUCCUAUUGCCUCUGGUUUUCAAGACGCACGCCAGGAAACAAGGCUUCAUCUUCAAACUACGAACAGAACAUCAAAAUAAUGGGUGCAUUCGCUUCAGUUGAACAAUUUUGGACAUUAUACAGCCAUAUAGCGAGGCCAUGUGACCUGACAAGUAGUAGUGACUAUCAUCUAUUCAAACAUGGCAUCAAACCAAUGUGGGAGGAUGAAGCAAAUAAGAAAGGCGGGAAGUGGAUUGUCCGGCUACGGAAAGGUCUUGCUUCACGUCUGUGGGAAAACCUCGUACUUGCCAUGCUGGGGGAACAAUUCAUGGUUGGAGAGGAGAUAUGCGGUGCAGUUGUUUCUGUUAGAUUUGCUGAGGACAUUAUCUCUAUAUGGAAUCGCACAGCCAGCGAUAACGCUAUCAAUAUUAGAGUACGCGACACAUUACAAAGAGUAUUAAAUCUUCCACCAAACACCAUAAUGGAAUACAAGACACACACAGAUAGUUUAAAGGAUAGAUCUAGUUUUAGGAAUACCGAUGUCUUCAUGAGGUAGGGGCUACUCGUACCUCCCCUCGUCCUAUUAUGUCUUCUUCAACAUGGACUGAUUUAGAACAUUCAUGUACAGUAGCUGAUAUUUUCUUUUCAUGGAGCCACAAGGAUGCCAAUAACAGUCGAACAGCUAGGAAUUUUUGAUGAAGGUGGGAUAUUUAUAGGCUGUUACUAGUGCAUACGAUUUAUGCUACAGUGACUGAUAUUUCUGCAAAGGGAGAUCAGUACUGGUAGUGAUGAUUACCAGCGACUGAUUAGGCAGCAUUUGCUUUUAACGACAAGUGAUUA